UCAAGAUCCAGCCUGUAUUAUGGCUGGCAGUGGGUCUAAAUCAGGACCAACUGGUGGGCUUUCCAUGAAAUCACAGCUUCAGAUCACAGUUAUUUCAGCAAAACUAAAAGAAAAGAAUAAAUGGUUUGGACCUAGCCCUUACGUGGAAGUGUCAGUAGAUGGGCAGUCAAAGAAGACAGAAAAAUGCAACAACACAAAUAGUCCAAAGUGGAAACAGCAUCUUACAGUAAUUGUCACUCCUGUAAGUAAACUAAACUUUCGAGUCUGGAGCCAUCAAACAUUAAAAUCUGAUGUCCUUCUGGGAAGUGCUGCUCUGGAUAUUCAUGAGACUUUGAAAUCAAACAGUAUGAAACUUGAGCAGGUAGUGGUGACACUGCAUCUUGCUGGUGACAGAGAACCAACAGAAGUGGUGGGGGAUUUAUCUGUCUGUCUAGAUGGGAUGCAGGUUGAUCCUGAGCUCCUCACCAAUGGUGAAGCCUCAGGUACAAGAAGUCCUACACAGAAUGACAGCUCGAAAGUAAAGAAUGAUACACGAACUAACUCAAAUGGCCUUGAAAGCUGUGAAGAUGCUGUUCCCAGUGAAAAAAAGACUGUUAAUGGCAGUGAUUCUCCCUUACUCACAAAUGGAAACUGCAAACCUCCUAGACCUCCCAGGCCUUCUAGACCACCUCCACCCACACCCCGCAGACCCACCUCCAUAGCUGCAAGUGUAAAUGGUCCCUCCUCCACGAGCACUGAAAAUGAUGGAGCCAGUGCAGGAUCACUGGCAGGUACAGCUUCAAACACACCUUCAGAGCAGAGCCCUGAGGGGGCAACAGCUGCAACUACAGCUGCAACUACAGCUGCAACAACAGCUCCUGCAACACCAGUAAACCCUUCACCUCAGGCCACAGUCAGUCAAGGUCCUCUUCCACCUGGUUGGGAGCAAAGAGUAGACCAACAUGGUCGUGUGUACUAUGUAGAUCAUGUUGAGAAGAGAACAACGUGGGAUCGACCAGAGCCUCUUCCUCCAAGCUGGGAGCGACGAGUUGACAACAUGGGGAGAAUUUAUUACGUUGACCAUUUCACCAGAACCACAACGUGGCAGAGACCAACCUUGGAGUCAGUGCGGAACUACGAGCAGUGGCAGCUGCAGCGCAGCCAGCUGCAGGGAGCCAUGCAGCAGUUCAACCAGAGGUUCAUCUAUGGGAACCAGGAUUUUUCAUCCACACAGAACAAAGAGUUUGAUCCUCUUGGCCCUCUGCCGUCUGGAUGGGAAAAGAGAACUGACAGCAAUGGCAGGGUGUAUUUUGUCAAUCACAACACACGAAUUACUCAGUGGGAAGAUCCCAGGAGUCAAGGUCAAUUAAAUGAGAAGCCCUUACCAGAAGGCUGGGAAAUGAGAUUCACUGUGGAUGGCAUUCCCUAUUUUGUGGAUCACAACAGAAGAACUACCACCUACAUAGACCCCCGCACGGGCAAGUCUGCUCUAGACAAUGGACCCCAGAUAGCUUAUGUGCGUGACUUCAAGGCAAAGGUCCAUUAUUUCAGAUUCUGGUGUCAGCAACUGGGGAUGCCACAGCACAUAAAGAUCACAGUGAGCAGAAAAACAUUAUUUGAGGACUCAUUUCAACAGAUAAUGAGCUUCAGCCCUCAGGAUCUACGGAGACGUUUAUGGGUUAUUUUCCCUGGUGAAGAAGGCUUAGAUUAUGGAGGUGUUGCAAGGGAGUGGUUCUUUCUAUUGUCACAUGAAGUUUUGAACCCAAUGUAUUGCCUGUUUGAAUAUGCAGGGAAAGAUAACUACUGCUUACAGAUAAACCCAGCCUCUUACAUUAAUCCAGACCACCUGAAAUACUUCCGAUUUAUUGGAAGAUUCAUUGCCAUGGCUCUGUUCCAUGGGAAGUUCAUUGACACUGGUUUCUCUCUGCCCUUCUAUAAACGGAUGCUAAACAAGCCAGUAGGACUCAAGGAUUUAGAAUCUGUUGACCCAGAGUUUUACAACUCUCUCAUCUGGGUAAAAGAGAAUAAUAUUGAAGAAUGUGGCUUGGAAAUGUUUUUCUCAGUUGAUAAAGAAAUCCUAGGUGAAAUCAAAAGCCAUGAUUUGAAGCCAAAUGGUAGCAACAUUCUCGUCACAGAAGAAAACAAGGAAGAGUAUAUUAGGUUAGUAGCAGAAUGGAGACUUUCCCGAGGUGUUGAGGAGCAGACACAGGCUUUCUUUGAAGGCUUCAAUGAAAUUCUGCCACAACAGUAUUUGCAGUAUUUUGAUGCUAAGGAACUGGAGGUGCUUCUGUGUGGAAUGCAAGAAAUUGACCUGAACGACUGGCAGAGACACACCAUCUACAGGCACUACACCAGGACCAGCAGGCAGAUCCUCUGGUUCUGGCAGUUUGUAAAAGAAAUAGAUAAUGAGAAGAGGAUGAGACUCUUGCAGUUUGUCACUGGAACAUGCAGAUUACCCGUGGGAGGAUUUGUUGACCUCAUGGGGAGCAACGGCCCCCAGAAGUUUUGUAUUGAAAAAGUUGGAAAGGAAAAUUGGUUACCUAGGAGUCACACCUGUUUCAAUCGCUUAGACCUUCCACCCUAUAAGAAUUACGAGCAGUUGAAGGAAAAGCUGUUGUUUGCAAUUGAAGAAACAGAAGGAUUUGGGCAAGAGUAACUGAAAUUUGCACCUUGAAGAAUGUGAACUCAACACAGUGUAUGUUCUUC
Molecule: messenger RNA, 2685 nt
Organism: Chaetura pelagica (chimney swift)
Lineage: Eukaryota; Metazoa; Chordata; Aves; Apodiformes; Apodidae
Gene: ITCH
Product: itchy E3 ubiquitin protein ligase
Exons: 24
Coding region: 20-2635 (871 amino acids)
Biological process (GO): protein K63-linked ubiquitination; ubiquitin-dependent protein catabolic process; protein K48-linked ubiquitination
Molecular function (GO): protein binding; ubiquitin protein ligase activity
Source: RefSeq, a predicted model, not a curated record